AUGUAUCGGCAAAUUUGGAUACAUCCGGACGAUCGACAAUAUCAGAAAUUUUUCUGGAUACACAACAACAAAAUUACCACCUUCCAACUCAACACGGUCACGUUCGGAAUAUCCUCCGCUCCAUUCCUCGCUAUCCGGUCAAUUCAACAACUCGCGAUCGAUGAAAGAGAGACAUUUCCAGUCGCCGCGGAAAUCUUACGCCGAGAUCUAUACGUAGACGAUCUGUUAACGGGGGCCAACGACUUAGAAAUGCUCAAACGAAUACGCGACGAAAUUAUAUCGAUAUUGAGGCGCGGCGGUUUCAAUAUACGUCAGUGGGCAUCGAACCACCCACAAGCGCUGGAAGGCUUGAACGAACGAACAAUAGACGUAGAAUUUCUUACGAAGGAAGAUCCGAUCCUAAAAACUCUCGGAAUUUCGUGGAACGCGCGCCGCGACGAAUUUUUAUACAACGUCAAGCACAUUAAACCUAUCUCGCGGGUGUCUAAGCGGCAUAUACUAUCGGAAAUCGCUAAAAUAUUCGAUCCGUUAGGGCUGCUCGGGCCCAUCAUUCUCGCGUCAAAAAUGUUAAUGCAGGAAUGUUGGAAGGCGCAAAUCUCGUGGGAUGAAUCUGUACCCACCGUUUUGCAUUCGUCAUGGCUGUCAUUUACAGAACAGCUAAAUAUGAUCGACGGACUAACUAUUCCGCGUCAAUUAAUAAUUAAUAAUCCCAAAAGCGUGCAGGUACACGGUUUUUGCGACGCUAGCAAGAUAGGAUACGGCGCCUGCUUAUACGUACGGUCCUGCGACGAACAGGGCAACACCCUCGUGCGGUUAUGGUGCUCUAAGACACGCGUGGCCCCCCUUAAAGAAACACAAUUCCGCGACUUGAAUUGUGCGGGGCCUUAA
Monomorium pharaonis (pharaoh ant) is the source of this 888-nucleotide messenger RNA. RefSeq lists its product as uncharacterized. The transcript has a single exon. The record is from RefSeq and is a predicted model, not a curated record. Lineage: Eukaryota; Metazoa; Arthropoda; Insecta; Hymenoptera; Formicidae. Bases 1 to 888 code for a protein of 295 amino acids.